AUGAUCAAGAUCUGGAGUAUGAAGAAGGAAGAAGAGUCGGCAAAGAAGAAGAAGCCGAAGACCUCCCCAGCUCAGUUGCGUGUUCAGAAAGACUUGACCGAGCUCGAGCUACCAAAGACAAUGAAGACCAACUUCCCAGAUCCAGCAGACGUUCUCAACUUUACUCUGACGAUCGAGCCUGAUGAGGGCAUGUACAAGACCGGCUCGUUCAAGUUCACCUUUGCAAUCAACAACAACUAUCCACAUGACCCACCCAAGGUCAAGUGCACACAAAAGAUCUACCACCCGAACGUGGAUCUCGAAGGAAACGUCUGUCUCAACAUCCUGCGAGAAGACUGGAAGCCAGUGCUGAACCUCAAUUCGGUCAUGGUUGGUUUGCAAUAUCUAUUCUUGGAGCCUAACGCUGAUGAUCCAUUGAAUAAGGAGGCAGCCGAAGACCUGCGAAAAGAUCGUUCCGUAUUUGCAAGCAACGUGCGGAGGAGUCUAGCUGGCGGCGCUAUCAAGGGCACAACGUACGACAAAGUCAUUGCCAAAUAA
Ustilago hordei is the source of this 537-nucleotide messenger RNA. Its product is annotated as putative Ubiquitin-conjugating enzyme E2. Lineage: Eukaryota; Fungi; Basidiomycota; Ustilaginomycetes; Ustilaginales; Ustilaginaceae. The transcript is spliced from 7 exons. Bases 1 to 537 code for a protein of 178 amino acids. The record is from RefSeq and is a predicted model, not a curated record.